UCAAUGGCGCUGCCCAUGUUGUCACAGACGCUAUAAUAGCACAGAUACAAAUUUGAGUCCUAUAUCUAUCUCUAUGUAAAUAACUGCUCAAUAUUGUUUGCAGAUCAGUCAGUCAAAAUGUACCCAUGAUACAACACGAUUUUGACGCGCUUGAACACUGCGAUUAGGUGGGAAGGCCACUGUUUGCAAUUGGACAUAUGUUUUAUCGACGAAUCUAUUGUUUAGUCGUGUUAUUGAUAUAUUAAUGAAGCUGUCACGUCAAUGCAACCUUUAAUAUUAUAAAUGCCUGUGCAUGCGUUUCGGUGUUUAAUAUAUAUAUUUUUUUUUUUUACAGACUAUGGAUUAUUAGCUUUUAAUGUAGUCAUUGCUGGAGAGGUGAGGAGCACAUCAGGUGCCCAGUAACUAUAUCUAGCAUAGCUUCUGAUAACAACAGUAAGCUAAUCAUUCAAAUGUUGGUGGUCGUCGUCUAGCUACGUCUUUUGUACACAAAAAAUCACGGCAGUCAUUGUUUACAAUCUCGCUCGAGCCUUAUUUUGUGCGUUAUUUCGCAACACGAGAAGGUUGUCAUUUUCUCGUAGCUAUUGCAUGGACAUCAUGAUGCGCGCGCCCUGCGCACAAUGUUUAUAUCGGUGAAUUCUCGUGAUAUUCUAUGAUUUGAUUAGUUUAUUCACGUUAAUACCAACCACUCUUCCUCGGAUGUCUAUGGAGGGGGACGAGGGAAACCGUGACCAAUCGUCACGGGAAGAGUGGACACUCCUGUUUUGGACCUCUCUCGCUGUCGUAGUGCCCGUGAUCAUAACAUUGUGGUGCAGUGUCCAACGCUCCAAACGGAAAAUACACAUGAAAGACUUCUUCCGCAAGAGCAAGCACGGUUGGCACUGCACCGACCUGUUCAACAAGCCCAUCUACUGCUGUGUAUGCCAACAACACAUUCUACAAGGGGCGUUCUGCGACUGCUGCGGAGUGUGCGCCGACGAGACAUGCCUGCGUCGGGCCGACCGGAGCCUUGUUUGCAAAGAGAUUAUGGCUCCGUCCCAAACGGAUGGGACACUAGAGCACCGCUGGGUCCGGGGAAACGUCCCUCUCUGCAGUGUCUGUGCGGUCUGCAAGGAGCAAUGUGGGAACCAACCGAAGCUGUGUGACUUUAGGUGUGUGUGGUGUCAGACAAUGGUGCACGACGACUGCAAGGCCAGCCUGCCGGACGGGGAGCGUUGUGAGCUGGGCGAGUUCCGCAGCCUCAUCAUCCCCCCUCACUACCUCCACCAAGUCAACAAGCUCCGCCGCAGGCACCCCGAUGAGUACAGCAAGCUGGCGUCUGCCUGCGGGAGCAGCUGGACUCCAGUGCUGGUCCUGGCCAACACUCGCAGUGGGAACAACAUGGGGGAGGCUCUGCUUGGAGAGUUCCGCACCAUCCUCAACCCUGUCCAGGUGUUUGACCUGUCGGAGCUGCCUCCCUCCAAGGCCCUGCAGCUGUGCACCCUGCUGCCUCCAGGCAGUGUGAGGGUGCUGGUGUGUGGKGGGGACGGAACCGUGGGCUGGGUGCUGGAUGCCAUCGACACCAUGAAGCUCAAGGGCCAAGAUCAGUUCAUCCCCAGGGUGAUGAUCCUGCCCCUGGGUACGGGGAACGACCUGUCCAACUCCCUGGGCUGGGGGUCUGGCUACGCCGGGGAGAUCCCUGUGGAGCAGGUGCUCCGGAACGUCCUCGAAGCAGAGGUGGUCAAGAUGGACAGGUGGAAAGUUCAGGUAGCCUCAAAGGGGCUCUACUUUCGUAAGCCAAAGGUCCUGUCCAUGAAUAACUAUUUCUCAGUGGGCCCGGAUGCCCUGAUGGCGCUCAACUUCCACACCCACCGUGAGAAGACYCCCUCCUUCUUCUCCAGCCGCAUCAUCAACAAGGCUGUAUAUUUCAUGUAUGGCACCAAAGAUUGCUUAGUUCAAGAAUGCAAAGACCUGGAUAAGAGGAUUGAGUUGGAGUUGGAUGGAGAGAGAGUGGCCCUGCCCAGUCUGGAGGGCAUCAUCGUGUGUAACAUCGGCUACUGGGGCGGAGGCUGUCGUCUGUGGGAGGGCAUGGGGGACGAGCCCUACCCYCCUACKCGGCUGGAUGACGGGCUGCUGGAGGUGGUGGGUGUGUAUGGCUCCUUCCACUGUGCUCAGAUCCAAGUCAAGAUGGCCAACCCGGUGCGGCUGGGCCAGGCCCACACAGUCAGGCUGGUGCUGAAGACGUCCCGGAUGCCAAUGCAGGUGGACGGGGAGCCGUGGGCCCAGGGCCCGUGCACCAUCACCAUCACCCACAAGACCCAGGCCUUCAUGCUCUACCACAGCGCCGAGCAGACGGACGACGACGACGAAUCYAGCACCUCCGAGGCUGAGAGCUCCGCCCCCCAUGACUCUCCCAAGCCAGCAGGUCCCGCCUCUGCUCGUGCCUGAGCCCCCAAGUUCCACCACCUCAAUGUUUCAUCCAUACCCCUCCUUUGUUCGUUGUAGUAAAUGCUGAUGACAUAAUGCCACGCUUGCACACUCCCCAGAUGAUGAUAUAAGUGAGAGCUCCGGCAUAUUCCCGCCUCGUGGUAAAGGAAGGAAGGAAGGGAGGGAGGGAGAUGUUUCAGUGGAGGAUGGGCUGUAUAUUUGCACUGAUCCCUUGUUCUAUAGUUAUAAGAGUUCUAUAGUUUUAAUAGUUUGGCAGUGUUUCCCAACAUGGACCCUGUGUGUCCCUGACUCAGGAGGAAGCAUUGACCUCGACACUCCAACUCCUACGAUAGAAUAUAUAUUUAUAUUAGCAAGUCAAUCGCUGAACGUUUGUUUUGUUUACUCUAUUUCAUGAUGAUGCACUGUUACUGCCAUGUUGGCCAAAUCCCCAAUGUGCUGUAUUGGACAGACACUAGUUAGUGGUUACUAAGUCUUAAGAAAAUGUUACUUGACUAUAUUUCUUARAAUGAGUUUAUUAGGACUCCUAGUUAACCAUUCCUAGUGAAAUAUCCGUUGCUUAUGAAGGAUUUAUUCACAGGUUUGAUCAUUUCGACCUUGAUCAUUUUUAGAGACAAAAUGUCUACCACGAAAAUCCAGUAAGUCUGUUAACGUAACGUACUCCUACUUUUUUUCUUGCAAUAUUUUGUCCCUUUCUUGAUUAGACCUCUCUUUGUGUUGGGCACUUCUUUGUUGCACUGUAGGAAUUACUCCGUAGGACGUAGUUAGAAUUGUACCGUCCCUCAAAACCGACUGCUCAGUGUUCAUAAGUAUGGUUAUGAUAUUACUCUGUCCGUAUCUAUUUUGUUUGUUGUCUACUAUGGAAAGAUUGUUUAUUUCAAACACUUUGUCUUCAUGCUGCUUAGCACUAGACAAACCGCUAGGUGACACCCUAUGUUUGUCACAUAGAAAUAGAUUAGCAUCUAGCCAUUCUAUUUCUAUGGUGUGUCAACUGUCGUAAUGUUUGUUACCACUGAAUGUUUUAAUGAUCUGUGAUUGGGGUUUUUCUGAAUCUCCGKCACCUUUCAGGAAUAAUGUCAUGCUGUUAUGUCAUUUUAGUGAGGUCAAAGUUKAGAUAUCAGAAGGUUUGUUACAGCCAUAAUAUAAAGUUAUAGGUGGCGUUCCAGGUUGUCUGUUAUGCAGUCACACCAUUCUAUUUCAAAUCACGUGCAGUAGAACAAAAUGGUUAACACAGCAAUCAGAUUGGUUCCACCAGGUUACCAGCCCCCCCCCGUCCACAUAAUCUUAUUCAUUGUGAUCUAUAAGGGAAAAGUGAUCCUAGAUCAGCACUCCUAAUCAUCUGUGCAGCGUGACUGCAAAAAAUAUGACCUGGAACGUCUCCUAAAAGUCUCGGUGCUUAAGAGAUUAAGCCAGAGCCAACUAUUGGCAUCAACUGUAUAACAGGAGGAUUGUCAAUGUUAAUCUAAAGCUUCGGAGGUCCAUAGUUAUUAAUAUAAUGCCAAUGCUUGUGAUAUACAAGUGCUUACAUUCCCUUUGUGUGUGUUAAGCCGUUGGGUAAUCGUCUCGUUSCUUGAGGACACCCAUUUUAUGUGUAUCUGYGCUUCUACUGUGUUUACAACAAACCUGAAUGUUCUAGGAACAGGUCUGAGCAUCUUAACUGUGGACAGAAAUKUUAUUUCAAACUGUAUAGGUCAGGGGUAUUCAACUCUUACCCAACGAGGUCCGGAGCUUGCUGGUUUUCUGUUCUACCUGAUAAUGAAUUGCACACACCUGGUGUCCCAGGUCUAAAUCAGUCCCUGAUUAGAGGGGAACAAUGWAAAAAUGCAGUUGAACUGGCUUCAAAGUCCAGAGUUGAGUUUAAGGGGUAUAGAGCCCCAYACUGGAGGCAUCAUAAUACCCAUAAAACCUAGUGGUCAAAUAGGGAAAUGGUUCCAAUUGUUUUUCCACCAUUCAUUUUUGCUAUUUUAAAAACACUUAAGAGCUGUGUUUCCUGUAGGCUAACCCAGGCGUGACGUUUUGAUAAUCAUGUAAAUCUCUCUCGGGCAAGGUGACAUCAAUAUAUUCAGCUCCAUUUA
Molecule: messenger RNA, 4496 nt
Organism: Salvelinus sp. IW2-2015
Lineage: Eukaryota; Metazoa; Chordata; Actinopteri; Salmoniformes; Salmonidae
Product: diacylglycerol kinase epsilon
Molecular function (GO): ATP-dependent diacylglycerol kinase activity
Source: RefSeq, a predicted model, not a curated record